AUGAGCAAACGAAGCAGGAUUAGAAAAAUAUUAAUUUCGGAGGAGCUAGACAAUAAUGACAUGGAGGAGAAGGCAAAAAAGAAAAAACUUGUUGCACUCCCAGAACAAGAAAUAUUUUCAGAUGAUAUUUGUUUUGAAAUAAUUUCCAUGAUUGAUGAUUCGUGGUUUAUUUUAAAAAAUUGCGUUUUAAUUUCAAAACAAUUCUUUAAUGUGAUCAAGGAACGUUCCAAACUGGUUAUUAAAUUUAAAAAAAAAUUUACUGGAUAUAGAAUUAAAUUAUUCAUGAAUAGUCGAUUUAUGAGUAGUAUUGUUGAUGUUAAAUUUUCUGAAAUGUUGUUUAACUCUGAAGAAACACCUAAAUUCAUAAAUGAAAUGACUAAGAUGAAACAAUUAACAUCACUUGAUAUUUCUUACAAUCUAAUUUAUGCUGAAGGAGCCAAAUCAAUAAGUGAAAUGAAACAAUUAACAUCACUUGAUAUUGGUGGAAAUCGAAUAUAUGAUAAAGGAGCCAAAUUCAUAAGUGAACUGAAGCAAUUAAAAUCACUUAAUAUUUAUAACGAUUGGAUUGGUAUAGACGGAAUCAAACCAAUAAGUGAAAUGAAACAAUUAACAUCACUUGAUAUUGGUAGAAAUCACAUUGGUGAUGAAGUAGCCAAAUUCAUAAGUGACAUGAAACAAUUAACAUCACUUACUGUCAAUAACAAUCGUAUUGGUGUGGAAGGAGCCAAGUUCAUAAGUGAAAUGAAACAAUUAAAAUCACUUGGUAUUAAUAACAAUCAAAUUUAUGCUGAAGGAGCCAAAUUCAUAAGUGAAAUGAAACAAUUAACAUCACUUGAUAUUUCUGACAAUCAAAUUUAUGCUGAAGGAGCCAAGUUCAUAAUAACAAUUGUAUUGGUGAUGAAGGAGCCAAGUUCAUAA
This is a messenger RNA of Naegleria gruberi, 918 nucleotides long. RefSeq lists its product as uncharacterized. NCBI's taxonomy places the organism in Eukaryota, Heterolobosea, Eutetramitea, Acrasida, Naegleriidae. Gene Ontology annotation, molecular function: GTPase activator activity; small GTPase binding. The record is from RefSeq and is a predicted model, not a curated record. The transcript has 2 exons. Gene Ontology annotation, biological process: nucleocytoplasmic transport; activation of GTPase activity. Bases 1 to 918 code for a protein of 305 amino acids. Gene Ontology annotation, cellular component: perinuclear region of cytoplasm; nucleus; cytosol.